This is a messenger RNA of Cyphomyrmex costatus, 1279 nucleotides long. It is a transcript of the gene 128up, whose product is annotated as GTP-binding protein 128up. The record is from RefSeq and is a predicted model, not a curated record. Gene Ontology annotation, molecular function: GTPase activity; GTP binding. Bases 119 to 1222 code for a protein of 367 amino acids. Lineage: Eukaryota; Metazoa; Arthropoda; Insecta; Hymenoptera; Formicidae. The transcript is spliced from 8 exons.
UGCGACUGUGUAGUGUGUGGUAUACCGGAACACCGGAUUGCUUUGCUGCUUUUUUAAUAAUGUGAUAGGAAAUCUCGACCGAACGAUUCGUUGGACAUUAUUUUGAGCAGAUCAAAAAAUGAGCACGAUCUUAGAAAAAAUCGCCUCAAUCGAGGCCGAGAUGGCCCGUACUCAGAAGAACAAAGCAACUUCUGGGCACUUGGGCUUACUGAAGGCCAAAUUAGCCAAGCUCAGACGUGAACUAAUCACCCCGAAGGGUGGUGGUGGAGGUGGUGAGCAAGGUUUCGAGGUCGCCAAGACUGGUGAUGCUCGUAUUGGCUUCGUCGGUUUUCCUUCUGUGGGAAAAUCUACAUUAUUAAGUACACUUGCUGGCGUGUACUCCGAAGUAGCCGAAUAUGAGUUCACAACACUCACAACUGUCCCUGGUUGCAUAAAAUAUAAAGGUGCAAAAAUACAGCUGUUAGAUCUUCCAGGUAUUAUAGAAGGCGCAAAGGAUGGUAAGGGACGUGGACGACAAGUCAUUGCCGUGGCACGAACAUGCAGCUUAAUUUUCAUUGUUUUGGAUGUGCUCAAACCACUCGGACACAAGCGACUAAUUGAGCACGAACUGGAAGGUUUUGGUCUGCGAUUGAAUAAACAGCCACCAAAUAUAACCUUUAAAAAGAAGGAUAAGGGUGGUAUUAAUUUACAAACAAUGUGUCCACAAUCUGAAUUAGAUUUUGAUACAGUAAAAAUGAUCUUAUCAGAAUACAAAAUUAGUAAUGCGGACAUUACAUUAAGGUACGAUGCUACCUCGGACGAUUUGAUCGACGUUAUAGAAGGGAAUCGUGUUUAUCUUCCUUGUAUUUAUCUUUUAAAUAAAAUAGAUCAAAUAAGCAUAGAAGAACUAGAUAUUAUUUAUAAAAUUCCACAUUGUGUGCCGAUCUCAGCCCAUCACAGAUGGAAUUUUGAUGACUUAUUAGAGAAAAUGUGGGAUUAUCUACAACUUGUUAGAAUUUACACGAAGCCGAAAGGACAACUUCCAGACUAUAACGCACCCGUAGUAUUAAACACCGAAAAACGCACCGUUGAAGAUUUUUGUAACAAGCUUCAUAGAUCAAUCGCAAAAGAAUUUAAAUACGCGUUGGUAUGGGGCUCAUCGGUAAAACAUCAACCCCAGAAGGUAGGAAAGGAUCAUCUUCUUUGUGACGAGGAUGUUGUGCAAAUUGUGAAAAAAGUGUGAUAUUGUUUGUCUUGCACAAUCGUUUCUUGGUAGCACAAAUAAACUUAACUAAUGAAA